Vollenhovia emeryi is the source of this 2729-nucleotide messenger RNA. RefSeq names its product homeobox protein PKNOX2-like. Gene Ontology annotation, molecular function: RNA polymerase II cis-regulatory region sequence-specific DNA binding; DNA-binding transcription factor activity, RNA polymerase II-specific. Bases 776 to 2104 code for a protein of 442 amino acids. The transcript has 7 exons. Lineage: Eukaryota; Metazoa; Arthropoda; Insecta; Hymenoptera; Formicidae. The record is from RefSeq and is a predicted model, not a curated record. Gene Ontology annotation, biological process: regulation of transcription by RNA polymerase II.
CGAAACAUAAACAUUAUAGUAUCUCGCGGCAGAUCAGUGGGUGAUCGCAAAGUCGCCGCGGCGAACGGAGCGUGUGGCGCCAUCCGACGGGCGCGCGCCGCACCUCGACGCGGCGCCGCCACGCCGCGGCGAGAGGCCGUCGCGAAAAGUAUUGAAUCGAUGACGUCACAAAAGACGGGGCCAGUGGAAGGAGUGGAGACGGGGUGGACGGAGUAGUCGCGUUUGUGCGGAAAAAAUGUCUGGCUACCGGGAUUUAUCGUCUACGUGAACGCGCGCGCGGCGCAAACCACACUCGGCGAUCAGCGACGCGUGAGGGCGAGCGGCGCUGGGCGCGCGGACACCCGGCACGUCGGACAACACCGCGGAGUUGGGCCGCUCCGGGGAGCGAACGACGCAAAGUGCGCGCGUGCAUACGUGCGUGCAUACGCGCCUCCUGCCCGCCGGCACGUGCACGGGGCGAAAAACACGGGCCCUCUCCCCCGGCCCCGUCGGCGCCCGUCGGUUGCCGCUCGCGCGCGCGCGACGGCUAUGACGGCGUUCGAUCGCGGCGCGUAGUCGCGUGAGAAAAACAAGACGAGCGAGAGGCGUAUCGCGCGCGAGCGGAGGUGCAUCUGGGUGGAUCGACGCCGCACAGGAGUGCACACGCUGCCCCCAAGCCGAACGGGAUCUGACGAGGAUUCGCUGCUGGACGAGCGGGGUCGGGACCGGCGGCGCGGAGGGAACGAGUCGCGGGGGAUCCAAACGAGAAUGGGGAUCGCCAAGGGGGAAUGAUAGGAUGCAAGAGGGCAAUACCGCCGUUGCGCUAGCGAUGGUGACCCCCGGAUACGACCAGGACCCUGCGAGUGGGGUCGCCGACUAUACGACUCAUCAGGACCAGGCCCAGUUCGAGGCGGACAAGAGGGCCGUGUACAAGCACCCGCUCUUCCCGCUGCUGGCGUUACUCUUUGAAAGAUGCGAACAGGCGACCCAGAGCUCGGACAACUCCACGUCCGAAAGCUUCAACAUGGAUAUACAGGCUUUCGUCCAGCACCAAGAAAGAGACCGAAAGCCCUUCCUGAUCAAUGACCCCGAGAUUGACGGUUUGAUGAUCAAGGCGAUACAAGUGCUUCGCAUCCACCUCCUGGAGCUGGAGAAGGUGCAGGAGCUGUGCAAGGACUUCUGCAACAGGUACAUCACGUGUCUCAAAGGCAAGAUGCAGAGCGAGAACCUUCUGCGCAGCGACUACAGCCACCACGGGCACGACAUGGGCCCGUCGAGCGGGAGCAACGGCAGCAGUCCGUUGCAGGUGCUGUCAUCUACAGGCAAUGAUGUUGAGUCGGGAGCUAACGGAUUCAGAGUGAGCCGAGGGGACGUCGCCGUGGCGGAGAACGACAGCGCGAAUCCGCACGCGCGCGAAGAGAGCGUUAAUCACGACCAACUGUCGUCGUCGGUCCGACCGUCUUCCGCCGUCCAGCGCUCGGGCAAAUCCACUAGCCAGGACCACGACGACCCGCUCUCGCCGUCCACGGUGCACGGAAGCACGCCUCUCUCGCAGAUCGGGGCGCAUGGAUGCGCCCCGGUUAACGACAUGUAUCUCGGCCAAGACAUUACAGUUGCGGGCUCGCCUUCUCCCGUGGCGAGCGAGGACGAGGAGGAGAGCGCCGGCAACAACACGGCCUCGAAUCACGCUGGGAAUCACAGGAGUAAUCACGGUAGUGCUCGAAAGGGACGCCAGAAGCGAGGCGUCUUACCCAAACACGCAACCAGCAUCAUGCGAACGUGGCUCUUUCAGCAUUUAGUACAUCCGUAUCCGACCGAGGAUGAGAAGCGCCAGAUUGCCAGCCAGACGAAUCUGACGCUGUUGCAAGUGAACAAUUGGUUCAUCAACGCCCGCCGACGGAUCCUGCAGCCCAUGCUGGACGGCGCGGGCACGGACGCGGCGUCGCGCGCGGGCAAGCGUCACAAGCCCUCGAAGCACGCCGCGCAGCAACAGGCGGCCCAGCAACAGCAGGCGGGCGGCUGGCAGUCCGAGGAUUCGGCGAGUGAUUCGGGUUCUAGCGACGGUGAGGGAGGUGCCGCUAGAUCGAAAGACGGUAACGAUAGCGAUGAGGAUGAUCUUCACUGACCUCUGUCGAUCACCGAAACGUCAACCUCUUUACGGUACCUUCAAAUCCAGUUGCUCAUUACAGUAUUAAGGUAUUCGGGAAUAGAUAUCGCUUUAACUGUCAAAUACGUAAUUAAUCUUGUGAAAGUUAAGAAUAAGCGGGUAGUUAUCACGCUCUCUGAUCAUUCGAUACUUUGACUGUUCACCGGCUACCCGUCUGCUUUUCUACGACAGCUGAUUUAGAUUUUUCAUCUCGGCUCAUAAAUUAUCCAAGUGUGAACGGGCUCGGAGACGAGAACUGAGAUUGAAUAGGUACUAGAAAGAGCAGCUUACUUAUAAGUACAUCCGACUCGAGCGAAAAUAUAUAUACGUUUGCAUUACGCUACGGGAAAUGUUAUUUAUUUUUCGACGACAAAGUUUUAAGUGAAUCGCGCACAAGUAAAGGUAAAUCUGAGCUUUCUUUAGAAUCGCGAUCUUUUGUUAGCUUAAUCUUACGUCGCCUCUAACAAACGUACGUCCCUGAUGAUACUAUUAUUUAUAACACAUACAUACUGUAAUUACAAACGUAUGCAAAAGAUAUAAGAUAUUGAUUAUUUCAAAUAUAAUCACAUUAUAUUAUAUAUAUUAUAUUGUAUAGUUAUAUGUA